CGAAGCUUCCAGGCGCCCGGCCGGCUUUUUCCGGACUGCAUACUUGUCCCGAGCUUCGCCCGAGCAGCCGCGGCGCCGCCAUGGACCCCGCGGACGCCUUCGACCCCAGCGCCGGCCCCGGCGCCGACCUGAUGGCCGAGGCCGAGGAGGAGGCGGAGGAGGCGGAGGAGGCCCCGGGCGGGCCCGAAUCCUCUGAAGCCCUAGCCACGGACCUGCAACGCUUGACGCUGAACCCCAGGACCAGCUUCCCUUCUCCUGGGCCAGAAAUUCCACCCCAGGCCCCUGGCCUGAGGCUCUUACCACCAGUCGACCCCGCCUUUCCCAAGGCCGGCAUCCGGAGAGUGAUCUUGGAGCAGAAGAAGAAGCUGGCACACUUGAGAUCUGUCCUCAAAAACAGAUACUCCCAGAUACAAGGGCUCCUGGAGGACCCCACCGAAGCGCUGCCCGGACCCUCGAACCAGGCGACCUCUCCAAUGUCCCCCAAGGACAAUGCCCCUCAGGGACCAGCGGUGCCCUGUCCACGCCGGCCUCUCACGGAGUUCUCCAGAAGCGUGGUCGCCUUGUUCCGGAGCUUCGUGCUCCAGAGCCAGCUGCACAACGCCGCCCGCGGGGGCCGGCUGGACCUGCUGGCGCAGAGCCAGAGUGCCCGGGAGGGCAUGGCCUCCCGGCGCAGGCGCAGGAAGCUGGCCAGCUGGCGAUCCUCCCCGGUGAAGGAAAGGCCUUUCCGCUGCACCUGCAGUUACUGUCUGGCUAACGACGACGAUCCCUCGGGGAAUGGGGAUAAGGGCCAAGAGGGCUAGUGGGGUGAUUGACACCUGUCAAUCACGCUCGUUAUUCGGCACAUUCCGCCUGCGCGGUCAGAGGCGCCGAGGCUACUGCAAAACACUCCUUUUAUAAGCUGAGGAUUUUGGAGAUCUUUUGUAUACUGGGGUCGGGUUUUCUAGUUGCUGGGUUAUUGGGGUGUUUUGGUUCUCCUUUGGUUUUUUUCUUCAAUUCUUACUGUUAGAAAGGGGAUGUCUAGAGAGGCGACAGUUAGACGUGUAAGUCAGGUAAAGAGUUGAUUUCUUUUGGGGGGGGCAAUGCCCCCCUUUCCCUCUCUCCCAAUUUUUCCCUCUUUUCUUUAGCGUGGUCCCUGGGGUCAGAUUUUUUCUAGCUGAAUGCCACUCGCCACUUUGUUGGCUAAAGUCUAGGAGAGGUUGGAAUAGUCACAUGAAGCCCACGGAAACCCUACUGGGUAAUAACACGAAGAUGCCUGACUUACUUGCUGGUUUUCAAAGGUUUUGAGCUUGAACAAUAAAUACAGAUUUUUUUGACGUUAGUGUCAUUUUCAGUAGCAAAUAAACGCAUAAGGAAAUGAUU
Molecule: messenger RNA, 1359 nt
Organism: Dipodomys spectabilis (banner-tailed kangaroo rat)
Lineage: Eukaryota; Metazoa; Chordata; Mammalia; Rodentia; Heteromyidae
Exons: 5
Coding region: 81-800 (239 amino acids)
Biological process (GO): epigenetic programing of female pronucleus
Cellular component (GO): nucleus
Source: RefSeq, a predicted model, not a curated record